UAUGACAAUUUUAAAGAGAAGAAGAAAUCUGUCCGAAUAUUUUUCCUUCCUCAUCAAUUUUCUCUCUUCACAAACCUAAAAGUCCUUUCUCCAUCUAAUAUCUUACACUCUUCUGAAAAUCUCCAUCACUCUAUUUCUUCUCCUGCAUGAUACAAAACCUCAAACCUAAACCAGUGAAUAUUAUGCAGACUUUUCAAUCUCUACUGAAACAAUAAGAUAUCCUCUAUAAGAAACGAAAUUAACCAGGACUUGCUGAAGAUUUCUGUAUCGAUUUCAUCCAGUAUUCUCUUGCUGGUGAAAUGCAAACUUCUUAAAGGACAAAGAGGUUGGAUCAGACUUGGCGGUGUGACAGCGAUUGGCUAAUAUUAACAUGUCAGAAGACGAACACGAGAUUUAUAAUGACAAAGAUAAUAAGUGUAAUGAGGAAACUUCGCUGGGGUCUUGUUCCCACAAGUGUUCAUCGUUUGACUUGAAUGAGGAAGCUACCAGUGAAGAAGAAGAACAAGAACAGGAAGAAGAAGAGGAGGAGGAGGAGGAGGAAGAAGAGAACGAGAAAAUGAAGGAACACGAGGGAACUUCAUCGACAAAUAGAAGCACAUCUAGAGAACGAAAUGAAGGAAAAAGCACUGUAAGACAAUACGUCAGAUCCAAGAUGCCUAGGCUUCGGUGGACCCCAGAUCUUCAUCUCUCUUUCGUUCAUGCAGUUAAACGGCUCGGUGGUCAAGAGAGAGCAACACCCAAGUUGGUGCUACAGCUGAUGAAUGUGAGAGGACUCAGCAUUGCUCAUGUGAAGAGUCACUUGCAGAUGUAUCGGAGCAAAAAACUUGAUGAGGCUGGGCAAGUGAUAAAUCAAACGUACAGAUCCUCCCAAAUUGGUCGUGUUUCGCAGUUAUCGUAUCAAUCUGUGAAUACAAGACAACAAUUCAAGAUGGGAAAUGGUGGAAUUAUUCUAACGAGCAAUUGCAACGACCAUAGUGGGUUUGUUCAUGGCCUCUCCAAGCCUUAUUUUACCCACCCACAUACAAUGGCUACAGAGUCAAGGCAUCAACAAUGGCAGUUAAAUAACGAGUGGUAUAGAAGGCAAAUUUGCAUGACAAGCAACCAAGUGAUGAUGCCCUCAAUAACAGACCGAAUUGCACCAAUUAGAGGCAGCCAAUUCCUGGAAGAGAGAAAGUGGCCUCCAUUAUUAGACACUCUAAGUAAUCACAACAAUAAUAACCAUUAUUGGAAGUUCAAUAAGAUGUCACCUACGAGUAGCCAUAUUAUUAAUACUUGGGCUGAUUCACAAUCUGGAUUUCACCAACUUGGUGCCAAUAUGCAUGCAUCUGUGGAGCCACCUGAUGAUCAUUGGAGAUUUGGAAAUAAUGUCAACACUUGUACCAACAAUUCCAAGAGUUUAAAGCUUGAAUUUGAGCCCCCAUUUCGGAUCAAGUUAAAUGAAGAGAAACAGGAGAAAGACGAGCGAAUGUUGCCUGAUCUGCAACUAGGAUUGAAUUAUCAGAAUGCUGAUGAUUGCAAAGAAGCUCAAGAAAUUAACACUAAGCUUUCUCUUUCUUAGAAUAUAUAUAUCUCUCAGUUCUCAGUUACAUAUAAUAGAUAUAUAUAUAUAUAUAUAUGAUCAAUAGUGCAAAUAUAUAUAUACAACAAUGAACUCAGAGAUAAUCUUUCAUAAACAAAAAUACAGGUACACAUAGAGUUACAAGACCUAAUUUUGUGGGCUUAUAACUAGUAUAUGUAUCUAAAUUUUGUUCUCUUUUUUUGGAAUAGGAUUAGACCUGAAAGUGAAAUGUAUGUGAUUGAUAACCUGAUAUAAGCUAGUGAAUUCCCAUGGGCUAUUCUAUAGUACGGGUGAGGCAUUAAAUAUUUCAGGAAUAUGAGUUUUUGGGUAUAGCUUACAUGUGUGGUGUUUUGGGUUUGAUAAAUUUUACUGUGUAGUUCAAAUUAUUAUUAAUACAUUUGAUUAAUAAGAGUUAAUAGCUUGAAUA
This is a messenger RNA of Prosopis cineraria, 1985 nucleotides long. RefSeq lists its product as uncharacterized. The transcript has 8 exons. The coding region runs from base 371 to 1558 and encodes 395 amino acids. The record is from RefSeq and is a predicted model, not a curated record. Gene Ontology annotation, molecular function: DNA-binding transcription factor activity; DNA binding. Lineage: Eukaryota; Viridiplantae; Streptophyta; Magnoliopsida; Fabales; Fabaceae.